Eimeria acervulina is the source of this 2997-nucleotide messenger RNA. RefSeq lists its product as hypothetical. Gene Ontology annotation, biological process: lipid metabolic process. Lineage: Eukaryota; Apicomplexa; Conoidasida; Eucoccidiorida; Eimeriidae. The transcript is spliced from 9 exons. The record is from RefSeq and is a predicted model, not a curated record. Bases 1 to 2997 code for a protein of 998 amino acids.
AUGGCGUGGAUUUGCGGGCUGCUGGCGGCCGUGAGGCUGCAAUCCGUGCUGUUGAUAUUCCACGUAUACAACACUAUGGGAACGGGAUUAUUUGAGGAGGGGCUGAAGUCAUACCCGGUUGUGGGUAUCCCAACGGCCGACGCACGUCGGUCUGUUGGUCGUUCUUUUGACAGUCAAGCAGCUCCACGUGGUGCACUGCAUAGCGAGCGAGUUCACCUCAAUUCGGAUGGAACACUCUCAUUCGACUGUCCCAGAUCUGUAUGCGGCACCGACUUUUAUUUUGGCAGGGCACUGCAGGAAGAGGAGAACCGUCAGUCUCACAAGAAAGGGGCCGAUAAGAAUGACACGUCACGAGCUUCCAACAUGCGGGGGAUGGACGAGUCGGUGGUCGCUGGUUCCUCUGAUGGGGAGUCUGAAAAUCCUGCAACAGAGCCUUCACUUAAGGAUAUUGUACACACUACCGAUAUGACAUGGCUAGGGACGCAUGCGAAGAUGCACCAAUUGGCCUUUAUGAAGAACUCCACGUGCGGCGGGCUCUACUUUUCGCCCUCCCAGCUACCAAUUGCAACUGCGGACCUUGCAUGCUCCCUCUCCAACUUAGACAUGAACUCAGUGUAUUUAAAGAGAUUUAAUUCCCACAGGCUACGUUUGGGUCCAGGGGUGAAGCUGGUAGUCAUAAAGGUGUGCGAGACCGUACAGAGCUACCCGGAGCGACUGUUGCAAGGCUUUCCCGGACACGUCCAUCCAGACCACCCUUCUUACGUACAACUCCCGAUCUAUUCGUACUUCAGGAAGGCCGGUGCGGAGGUGGCAUUUCCGAAGGAUGCUCCCACCAUAUUCCAGCCACGCAUUUACGACGGGAACAUACCUGUAGACCGCAAGUCAUCAUCUUCCAAAUUUGACAUUUUCGCCCUUGCAGCCGAGCUUAUCUUUGGCUCAAAGGGAGAGACACAACGCCGAGCAGCUGAGUCGGGUUCAGCCGAUCCAGUUCAUAGUGCAGAGUUGGGGACGUCGCAGGAGAGCAGAAUAGGUAAGCAGCAGAAGGACUUACAGAGUGAGGAGUUACAGAGCGAGCAACCACAAUCACCGGAAGGCGAAAGCGAUUCAGCUUCUGGAAAAAACGCCGGUGCAGCCACCGAGGAGUGGAAAAGAGAAACGUACCGCGCUUGGCAUAGUUUGUGGGUAUUAAAUCUAGUAGCGUACGAGGCUAGCGACAUUUGGGAUUGGCUGAAGAACCACAAAGUCAGCAAUUUCAUGUUCCCCCCCUGGAAGGUUACCGAUGUGGGUGUGCUUCGGACAGCGGAAGUGGUCCCCAUGAGGUGGCGUGACCUCUCGCCGAGAUUUCAUGUGGAGCCAAGUAUGGAAUCAAACUCAGAAGCACUUAAUCAAGAAAAUGUAACGCGCGGAAACGUUGGGGUCCACACUGGGCCGGGAGAGGGGAGGGGGACAGAUGAGACAGGGGAGCUCUCUCCUCUUCGGACAAGACCUAGCGAAGGCAUGGGGCCUGGCGUUUCUUCAAGGGCCUACGAGGACGCGAUGAUAGCCGAUCAUUCUCCAGAAAGGCCUCCAAGGGUCAACUCUUCAGAAUUAGGCGAGGCGGGAAAACGACACACUGGCUCGUUUGGAGAAAAAUUCUCCACACUGCUCUCUACAGCCAGAUUUGAAGGGCAGGCCGAUUCUAGUAAGCCACAGGGAACGUUUGAUGUAGACGCUUCUAAAAGUGAAAAGGCCGGAGAAAGACAAGGGGAAGAGUUUCUGGCGGGACGCUUGAACAACACGGAAGGAGACGCGUUUAGCUCUUAUGAGGUUCCUGAGGGCUGUAUACCAUAUUUAACGGACAUGUCGCUUUUUAAAAAAUUCGGCUGGCCAAGUGGUCGCCUGGUAUCUGCUGGACCGUCAGGAGGAAAAAUGCUGGAUGAGGCUAGAAGCACUGCGGAAGAGUGGGUUGAUGGCUCUUGGAGACCGAAGAUCAUUGGCUCGAACGUCAAAUGCCUCCCAGUUGUGCAUCCUGACACGUGCGGUCUUACUGCAUCCUUCACUCGUGUCCAUGAAUCGCCUUGGGUGUGGCGGCUUGAGAGGGAUGAAAAUGCAAUGCCCUCACAACGAACAGACGACGUCGACUAUGCUGACAUUGUAUGGAUCUUCCGCGGCACUUUUGUUAGCAAGCAAUGGCUCCUGAACGGUAUGGGGGUCGCAGUACCGUACAAAACUUUGUCAAAGCGUGGGCAUUUUCACUAUGGACUCACAUACCUAUUUGACAAAGCGGUUCGUCCGUUGAUGGAGAAGUAUUUGGAGCGUCUUGAGAAUCAAAUCGUAGGCAGGAAGACUCCAUUGGUAGUUGUUUUUUCAGGGCACUCCUUGGGUGCAGCCAUCGCCGAAAUGAGUUCAUGGUACUUAGCAAAGCGAACUAAGACACUGGUGGAUAAGAAGAUGUUGCAGAUCCGCACGGUAGCCUUUGGGAGUCCUUCGUGGGGAGAUAAAAUAGCGUACGAAGACUUGCUGGCAUCGGGCGUUAAGGCGCAAGAAAUAAACAUGGACAUAGAUCCUGUUGCUGUGCUGUUCGGCGAGGAAGAGUUGACGAAGCUGUCACACAAGAAACCAUUCGUGAUGAAGUUGUAUGUUGAAGACAUGGACAAGGUAGAGGUUGCAUCGACGGUUCCAGGUGCGCCGCCGUUCAGCGGGAGGAUCUGGACAAGGCCUAUCUACAGACCGACUCCGAUCUUACAGCGGUUGGCUGCGAUGUUUUUCGACCUGGAAAAUGUCGACAUGUGGGCGCUGGAAGUGGAAAUGGUACUUGUCAAAGGGCUUCCCGUUGGUGAGAGCGACCACUGGUGCCAACUGGACAUGAGGAAAAGGCUCAGCUGUUCUGAAUGUGCAUACAAAGAACUGGCAGCAGCCCCUGGGGCACACAUUUGUUGGCCUAAGCUGUGGAUGCAUUUGGCGAAUGCGGAUCGGGUGUUGACGUUCACAGUGAAAAUUGCCUUUAAAACCGAUUAG